UCACUUGUCCCGCAUCCCUAUUAGAAUAAAAAACUCUCCUCCGCCCACCAUCCACGCAGCUCCUCCCCAGACUCCAGCCACAUCUGCUCACCAACUUUCCUUUGCAUCUCAUCACUUUGCGUUGCACAGACUGAACGCACCAUCUCACGGUCUGGGAAUGGGAACUUUACUCGGUUCAAAGAAAAACUUUCAGUUUUUUCGAGUUUUCGCUCUGCAGAAAUUGCUUUUCAAACUGCAGGGAUAGUUGUAGCUGCACGUGCAGGGUGAAAGCAACACAGCCUCUGAACAGAGAUCACCAAGACGCACCAGGAGUCAUCUGAUCGUUAGAUAGUUUCAGAGCAGAGGAAUUGCGCAGGGUCAAAUAGACAGCGCUACAGAGUAGUUUCUCUUAGCUGAAAGUGCGAAGAAAAAGAAACACUGACGGACAGCUGAGAAAAAUAAGUUUGCGUAAAGUUGGAGCUGCUGCGCACGGUUAAACUGAAGUUUCAGCAGGCGACCACAGCAAGGCAUUCGUUAAGUCUACACAUUUAUCAACUUGUAUCGUAGAGAAGCGCUAAAUCAUUGAAAGUCAUGGCAAAAUGGUUCAGAGAUUUCCCCAUCAAUCUAAAGAACGGAGCAGAAAGGGCCCGCUCGGCCUCCGAAUCAGGACCACAAACCAGACCCAAGCCUUGUUUUUCUAGAGAUAGUUUGAAAGGUAAUCAGCGUAAAGAUGGAGGAGUAGGGGGCUUGUUGGCAGGGAGAAACAGAAAAAAUUCGGCUUCAGAGCUGGGUCGUAACAACUCUGGUUACGGUGGAACAGUCUGGGACAGUCUCACGAAUGGAAAAGGUCGCAAAAACUCCAAAGUCGAGGCAGGGACAUCCGAGGAGAACCGCCAGGUGAAGACCUCCAGCCUGGCGCAAGCGUACAUCAGCAGGAUGAUCAAAGUGGACAAACAGGAUAAAACCCCCAAACUCAACGGGAUAAGCGAACAGAAGCUGGCCGAGACUGAGAAGGGACGUUCAGACAUUAAAACUACGCUCAUUAUCCUGGAGGACUACGCAGAUCCGUUUGAUGCAGAGAAAACCAAGGGGCAGAGAGAAGCUGAGAGGUCAGGGGUGAAUGAUGGCUACAUGGAGCCAUACGAUGCCCAGGUCAUCAUCACAGAGGUUCGCAGACGAGGUUCCAAAGACCUCCUGAAAGUGUGUGUUCUCGUGGACCGAGGUCAAAAAGAGGGGAAAGGAGAGGAGGGAACAGCUUCCCCACCGAACAUCUACGACACACCCUAUGAAGGCGGACUGGAGGGCGACAGUGAGGGGGUGUGGAUCCCUGUCACACGACCGGAGUCUGAUGUCCGUCCGGCUGGGGAGUACGAGCUGCCCUGGGAGUGGAGAAAGGAGGACAUUGUUAGAGCAUUGUCAGCUCAGUUUGAGGCGGUGGAUUGUUCCCCGACCAAAGAGAGUGCUUCAACCUCUGGCCGCCAACAGCAGCAGCAACAACAAACCCUGAGACAGAGGAACUGGAGCCAUAAGACUCUUGUCUCAACUUCUCCAUCAACUUCCUCCUCUCAGUCUUUCCCAUCUUCUCCCAUUCUUAAACUUUCGCCUCUUGCUUCACCAUCUUCUUCUUUCCCAACUCUUAAGCUCUCCUCACUCUCCCCCUCAUCCAGCCCAACCAAACUUUCCCCUCCAUCUCCUACUUCCACCAGCGCCCCCCUGGAUGUGGAGACAGCCAGAGUGGACUCCAGUCUGCCGCUGGAGAAGCAGAGCUGGUACCAUGGCAGUGUCAGUCGGCAGCAGGCUGAGGCUCAGCUGCAGCGCUGCAGGGAAGCCAGCUUCUUAGUGAGAGACAGCGAAUCAGGAACCAGCAAAUACUCCAUCGCUCUGAAGACCAGUCAAAGCUGUGUGCACAUCAUUGUGGCCCAGACUAAAAGCAGUAAGGGUUUGGGCUACACACUGGAUCAGAGCAGCUGUGUCUUUUCCAGUAUCCCUGAGCUGGUUUACCACUACUGCUCACACAGACUGCCUUUUACAGGAGCAGAGCACAUGACCCUGCAGCAUCCAGUGUCCAAGCCACACUAAACAUGUGUAAAGAACAAACAACGCACAACACACACAAAUAACUUAGGGCACCGUCACGGCUUGUAAAGACACAAACGCGCACAUACACUUUUACAAACCAGGUUAUAGACGUGUGCACACACACCCAGAGAUGUGCUGCUUUAUACUGUAUUGUGUAUCACUUUUGAAGGGUUUAUUUUCAAAUCGACAAUAUGCCACCUAGUGGCCAAUAUUACUCAUUACAAUGCAUUAACCAAAUUAUAGAGACUUCUGUCGAUCAAAUCAGCUAAAACACACACACAUAAUCCCUAUUGAAUGACAUAUGACAGGAGAACCAACCCUUUCUGGUACAUUUUCUUCAUUAAUCUACCAUAGGUUAACAGUGGUUUUUGGAGCAAAUUUGAUCUCUUAAGUCAAGUUUAUAUGAUGCUUAUAAUUUUUCCUAUCAGGCACGGUGAUCAGCCUGUUGACAUCCGUAAUUCUCUUUACACAGCUGGACACAGUCUGUAAAGCUGUUUCAGUGUGUGUAACAGUGUAAAGAAUAAUGGGAAUGAAGCCUCUUAAUGCUUUAGUUUAAUUACGGGGCCUUUAUUAUGGUUGUCCUGAAGUCAGAAGAAUAAAUCCAACUAAGUGUAAUGAUAACAAAGCAGUUGUAGCUCCUUGUGUGCUCUACACUAGGCGACUUGGUGUUUCAUAAAACCACUAAAAUAUUAGGAAAACAUAGUAGUGUUUUCUGUUUCUUUGUUGACCUUGGAAAAAACACUGCGUUUCUGUUUUGUUCUUUUGCAUUUGGUUUUGCUGUUAUGUGUUAUCUCAUAUGGUAUUCUUCACCUAAGGAUCACAUUAUUUUCUAAGCUUUAUUUUAUAGGGAAUAAACAAACAUCCAUUACCCUUCAGAAACGUAUCUCUGCAUAAAGCUACCUGUAUGAAACAAUGUUAAUACAUGUUGUCACAUUUUUUACGUCAGUCUCACAAUGAUGUGGGCUGUAUAUUAUUUUUGUAAAACCUUUAUUCAUUAAAUAAAGAAUCAUUUUAACAGC
Menidia menidia (Atlantic silverside) is the source of this 3077-nucleotide messenger RNA. NCBI's taxonomy places the organism in Eukaryota, Metazoa, Chordata, Actinopteri, Atheriniformes, Atherinopsidae. The record is from the annotation of a GenBank genome assembly.